Molecule: messenger RNA, 858 nt
Organism: Lecanosticta acicola
Lineage: Eukaryota; Fungi; Ascomycota; Dothideomycetes; Mycosphaerellales; Mycosphaerellaceae
Source: the annotation of a GenBank genome assembly
AUGUCUACACAGACCAACACCCAGACCCAACCCACAUUCAACGUCACCAGCGAUAUCCCGAUCCCUCGCGGCGACGUGCAGUCCAAACUCAUCUUCUACAAGCCCCCCGAGGAUGGCUCUGCGCCGUGGAACUACGUCGAACAACCGCCAGAGGGCUACCCCCAGCGCAACUACGGCGAAGAACCACACGAAAUCACCCUUCACGACAUCCGAGGCCGCGAACACGAAUUCGACAUGAACAUCAACGGUUUCGGCACCGUCUCGGGGAUUGAGAGCAAGGAGAAGGACUUCACAGACGACCAGUCGAUCCAAGACAACUACUACCCUGAAAUUGAAAAGUUGAUCUUGGACAAGGUGCCCGGAGCGAAGAGAGUGUAUAUCUUUGACCACACUGUCCGACGGAGUGAUCCGAAUGCCAAGCGCGCGCCUGUGAAUCGCGCGCAUGUGGAUCAGACAGGACGGUCUGCCAACAUGCGCGUGGACUACCACAUGGGCGACGACGCGGAAGAGCUCAAGCAGGGCCGCGUGCGACUCAUCAAUGUCUGGCGUCCUCUCAAUGGACCCGUCGUUGCCUCUCCCUUGGCAUACGCCGAUUCGAGGACCGUUCCGGAUGACUGCACUGUUCCCGUCGAGCACCGGUAUCCCCACCGCACUGGCGAGACGGCUGGCGUGAGGUACGCCGAGAGCGGCAAGUGGUACUACUGGAGCGGAAUGAAGAAUGACGAGAGGAUCUUUUUGCAGUGCUAUGACAGCCAGGACGGGGCGAGGACGCCACACUCUGCGUUUGUGGACCCGAGGACGCAGGCGGGCUGGCCUGGUCGGGAGAGCAUUGAGGUCAGGACAUUGGUGUUUGGUUAG